Messenger RNA from Cantharellus anzutake, 629 nucleotides. RefSeq lists its product as uncharacterized. Gene Ontology annotation, biological process: proton transmembrane transport. The record is from RefSeq and is a predicted model, not a curated record. The annotation marks the transcript as partial. NCBI's taxonomy places the organism in Eukaryota, Fungi, Basidiomycota, Agaricomycetes, Cantharellales, Hydnaceae. Gene Ontology annotation, molecular function: antiporter activity. Gene Ontology annotation, cellular component: membrane. The transcript has 5 exons.
UCUACCGGGCAACCUUCAACGAGAUUAAUGAGUGUUAUAUUCUUCAUCUUGUUUUCCUGCGCGUUUUUCAUGGAUAUCAUUGGGAUUCAUGCUAUCUUUGGAGGGUUUUUGGCAGGUUUGGUCAUUCCUCACGAUAACGGCUUUGCCAUUUCGAUUGUAGAGAAGAUCGAAGAUGUUGUUGUUGUUGUCCUUUUGCUCCCAACCUAUUUCACGCCCUCGGGGUUGAAGACCAACAUUGACCACGGUAUGACGUGGUGCUACACAAUCCUUCUCAUCGUUGGCGGCUUCGUCGGAAAAUUUGUCGGUUGUGUGGGUUCGGCAAGAAUGGCUCGUUUCAAUUCUCGCGAAUCAGGACAUCCUCAUGCAUGAGGAUAAAGCAUGAAGAAGACCCACGCCACGCCUGCAGCAGAGCAUAGAAGGCGCUUAAACCACUAGUGGCAUUAACGAGAGCAACAGUGAGAGCGAGUAGAACGCAUCCAAUCCCAUUUCAGCUGCAAGGACGAUUAUGCCGGCCUUGUUCUCGAGCAAUUUGAGAUCGGUCAAAAUCCUAUAGAGAACUGAAAGAGACGCGAAAAUGCAUCAGUGGAUCUAGUCGAACCGAAUUCAACGUGGGCACGAGCGGGCUGGUC